This is a messenger RNA of Phyllopteryx taeniolatus (common seadragon), 2908 nucleotides long. RefSeq lists its product as uncharacterized. The transcript has 6 exons. Lineage: Eukaryota; Metazoa; Chordata; Actinopteri; Syngnathiformes; Syngnathidae. The record is from RefSeq and is a predicted model, not a curated record. Bases 153 to 2486 code for a protein of 777 amino acids.
GCUGCUGAUUGGCUUGAACGCAAAUGAGGUAAAGCUCCACACACUUGCUGCUGAGCAGCACUCAUUAAUCUCAGGUGUGCGCGUGUGCCGCUCACUUCUAAUCAUUGUGGCUUGGCUUCGGUUUCUUGUUGAGGCAUUUUCUACAAGCAUUUAUGGCAGCUGUGAACAGACCCCCAACGGCUCGACCACAAACAAACGGGGGCCUACACUUUCGUGCCACUAGUGGUGUGCCAAACACCGGACAAAAGGACCCAGGACCACAAGGCGCAAGCCAAGAUCCAGGACCAGCGCCCCUUCCCCACAUGUCUACACGACCGGUUUUCUAUGUCCCUACUCCGCCUCCACCUCCUUUUCUCCACUACCAGUGGCCCAUGCCCUUCCCUUAUAACCCCUUUGCUGGGUUCCCAGGCAUGGGCUAUGGUAUGGUCAUGCCCCAAUUCCCUCCUCCCCCCUACAUGGAGGCUCCAGCGUACUUCAUGCCACACCCACACGUUCAACCGCUUGACUACAGAUGCUUUCUACACCCCCGGUUCAAUGCUCAAGGCCCACUGUACCAGAAUCCAAACCAGACCAAAAAAGUUCCCCCCCAUCAUACUUUCCCUGUUAAAGAAACUGCCAAUUCCCAGGUCCAAACGGAACCAACUGAAGGCUCAUGUAGCGACAAAGGUUCAGAUUCAGGGAGAGGAACUGCUUCGUGUUCUCCAUCCUCAAUUUGUAGCUCCCAAAAAGAUUCUGCCGAGGUUGGAAAGUGUACUUUACCCAGCGGUCGAAUAGAAAAGGACAUUCAGGUUACUGGAAAAAGCAGUUCUUCUAAACAAGCCUUUGUAUCCAGUCCUGCGGAAAAUAAUGGUACAGAGUCGUGUAGUGUAACAUUAGAAAAACCAAACAGAGUUGCAGAAAUGGUCAAUCGAGAAAAUCACCUUUCCUGCAAGAAUGACUACUGUAAUAUAUGGUCGGUGAGUUCUCAAGAUUGUGAAGUUCCUCUAUGUAGCUCUCCUCAAGAGGACGAGGUUAUUAAAGAGACGAGUGUCUCUGUCGCUAACAUUUUAUUGCGUUGGAGUGGUGGCACACCACAGGAGGAGCUACUGAAAGAAUCAGACCAAGUGGUACUUCCUCACAAUGAGGAUCGGCUGGCUUCCAAAACUGAUGAGAAACAUGAAGGGCCUGUUUCUCAAACUGCUACAAAGGCAAAUAUUCCCGUGCCGGGUAAUGACGAUUAUGCUAAGGGAAUCGCAGAUUGCAAUAAUUAUACAAUCCAAGAGCUCCUUUCGGAAUCCAGGAGAGAGCGUGAAGCAGUGGGAGUGUAUGUUUCCAAAACCCAUCCCCAGAACGGAGGUGGGCAUUUCUUGUAUAAUUCUAAUGAAGUCCAAGACAAUGCAGAGAAUGACAGUGUUACAAAUCCACAGGAAGAUGCUGUGUGUGUUCCUUAUAAAUUAUCAAGUACCUCUGGAGUGAAAAGGAAAUUAAAUGAAUCAGUUUGGUCUGUGGAAUCUUUAAUGCCCUUUAUCCCUAGUAAGGAAUGGAUUAUACAGAAUGGCAUGUUUGAGCCUCAGAUGAUUGCAGAGUUGAACAAGGACACUGAAAAGGAUAUGUCAAACCAAAACAUUGCUGUCAAAGCUAAUCAUGAUGGGAACAAGGGGCUGAGAUCAUCUUCAUCCAGCUCUGCUACAAUGUCAGACAUUUUGCUUGAUGUCAUUCCCUCAGUUGAGAAGGCAAAUCAAUCGCAUACUCCAAAAAAGACUGCAGUUCAAACCCUUGAAAUGACAGGAUGUUCAAAACAAGACCCAGGCAUGCUUGCUUCAGAAAAAGACCCCCCAGCUUGUUUACAGAGCAAUAUCGCACCCCUAAUGGAAGAUAUUGGUGAAAAUAGGUCUCCUGAACCUGCGGCUGAUGAGAGCCCAAACCAGAAAUCAUGUUUUAUUGCGCAACAGGCUGGAAGUCCCCACACUGCUGACCAAGAUGAAACUCCCUCAAGGUCGUCAACUGCGGAGAACAUCCUAGCUUUAGCCCAAUGCAGUCCCAAUAAUGGAGAGGCUGUGAAAUCAGGAAAUGUAGACUUAUGCAAUGACGGUCAUCUGAGAAACCAUCAACUUUGCGUCCCUGUGACUGAUCCCAGAAUGGCUGAAUUCUCUCCCUGUUUGUUCAUUGGCUUCCAUUGCAACAGGGUCCAUGAAUCUAAAUGUCCAUAUGAAAACAUGAAGCCCAACAUGGGAGCAAAAGGAAAACGUCUAGAUGCACGGAAUGGCAAAGCUGACGGCGUCUCACUUAAUGGACGAAUGCAGAAGACUCAGAAAAAAUCUGCUCUGUGGAGAAACAAACGGCAUGAAAAGCACAACAAUCAUGUGGCUAAUGGACACCGUGGUGAGCCCAAAUCAAAAGGAACUGCAUUGCCUUUGCAUAUGACGUGUGUCAAAAGUUCCAGGACUGUCACAAAAGAUUUCAAAUCUCAACUACAAGUUUUGUCCUUCAAAGUAACACCCCUGUAGUCGAAUGCACUUUCCCAGCCUUCUCCACCAUACCUUCAUUUACUCCUGGAAGGAUUCUUCGUUCCACAACGCUGUCACCAUCUUAAUGUCGUACACAUCUUCAAAACGUCUCCUUUGUCAUGAGGGGGGAAAAAAUCACAGCAAGGUAGGUCGGGUAAGAAGGCGAAAUGCAUCAGUACCGGUCUUCUUGGCCAGGAACUGUAUUGAUGCACUGGACAUUGAGUUGGCCUGCAAUAACUCUGGCCUCUUGUCUAAUGAUCUCUGUGCUGGUUGAUCAUCAUGCCCGCAUUCAAGGGGAAAACUUGUUUGUAGUUUGGGUUUGAAAUCGAUCUUUUGUGACACCACAUAUAACUACUAGAUGGUAGAAUUCGGUGAAUUCUGACUUUCAAGGUCUGCUGUCACCUGUUGCUUGUUAAAGGCUA